Cryphonectria parasitica EP155 is the source of this 2028-nucleotide messenger RNA. Its product is annotated as P-loop containing nucleoside triphosphate hydrolase protein. Gene Ontology annotation, molecular function: DNA binding; ATP binding; hydrolase activity. The transcript is spliced from 2 exons. The record is from RefSeq and is a predicted model, not a curated record. The coding region runs from base 10 to 2028 and encodes 672 amino acids. NCBI's taxonomy places the organism in Eukaryota, Fungi, Ascomycota, Sordariomycetes, Diaporthales, Cryphonectriaceae.
GGCAUCGACAUGCUGCAGCCAGUCUUGAAGUGCUUGAGGCCCGCUUCUCGAGCAGCCUGGAGCUCGAGCCCACGGAGGAUAUCUCAAGGGUCCCUGCAGGGCCUCUGGCGGAGCCCCGGGCCUUCCAUUUGCUGCCUGAGAGGCUUUGCAACCCAGUCCUCACUACAACCAGUUCAACUGCGAGACUACCAGCGGGAAUGUAUCCAGUCUGUUGUGUCUGCAUUGAAGAAUGGACACAAGAGAGUCGGGAUCUCACUGGCCACGGGAGGUGGUAAAACUGUCAUUUUUACUCAUCUCAUAUCACACAUCGACCCUCCUGCAGAAAGAGCAACUCAGACUUUGAUAUUGGCUCAUCGUCGAGAACUGGUAGAGCAGGCAGCAAGGCACUGCAUCAGUGCAUACCCUGACAAGACAGUCGAGAUAGACAUGGCCAAUGCCAAAGCCAGCGGCCUUGCAGACAUCACCGUCGCUAGCGUCGCAAGCCUCCAGAAGGACGAGAGGCUCCAGAAGUACAACCGAGACAACUUCAAGCUCAUCCUUGUCGACGAGGCUCAUCAUAUAGUUGCACCCGGCUACAUGAAAGUUCUCAGACAUUUUGGGCUCGACAAGAAGAGCGCCGAUACCCCGAACUUGGUCGGCGUAUCAGCAACAUUCUCAAGAUUUGAUGGCGUCAAACUCGGCGCAGCCAUCGACGAGAUCGUCUAUCAUAAAGACUAUGUCGACAUGAUCGACGAGAAAUGGCUCUCUGGCGUCAUCUUCACCACCGUGAAAUCCACGGCAGACAUCACGCAAGUCAAGAAGAUGCAGGGUGGGGGCGACUUCGUAGCCUCAGAGCUGUCCAAGGCUGUCAAUACAGAGCAGGUCAACGAUGUGACGGUACGCUCGUGGCUGGCCAAGGCGCCCGAGAGGAAGUCGACGUUGGUGUUUUGCGUGGAUCUGAGUCACGUCGCAGGUCUCACGGCCAAGUUCCGGCACUACGGCCUUGACGCUCGGUUCGUCACUGGGGAUACACACAAGAUCGAGAGAGGCGAGAUCCUAGACGCUUUCAAGCGCGGCGAAUUCCCUGUGCUGCUGAACUGCGGUGUCUUCACUGAGGGCACCGACAUCCCUAACAUCGACUGCGUUGUUCUUGCUCGGCCUACUCGCUCUCGAAACCUUCUCGUCCAGAUGAUUGGUCGAGGCAUGAGGCUGCAUCAAGGGAAGAAGGACUGUCACAUCAUCGACAUGGUAUCGAGCCUCGAGACCGGAAUUGUGACUGUCCCGACGCUAUUUGGCCUCGACCCCAGUGAGUUGAUUAACAACGCCACCGUGGACGAUAUGAAGAGCACUAGAGAACGCCAAGAGGCCGAGGACACGCGUCAAAAGCAGGUAUAUGAUGGCGAGGCUCUCUCAAUUCCACAAGGCCUCCCCCAGAAGGUCACCUUCACAGAGUACGACUCCGUCUUCGACCUAAUUUCAGACACAUCAGGCGAGAGGCACAUCUACACCCUCACCCACAACUCGUGGGUACAGGUCGGCCCUAACAAGUACAUCCUAUCUAGCGAUUCUGGGACAUACCUGCGGCUGGAGAAGGACAGCACCGAGGAUGCAGGCUCGGCCUUCUGGCGUGUCAUUGUCAUGCGAAAGCUGUCAGCCAGUGUAAAAUCCAAGUCGCCGUAUGCCACACCUAGGGAGCUCCUCAAGGCGACGAGCUUCGCUGACGCCGUCCACGGCGCAGACAAAUAUGCUGGCGAGCAUUUCCCGCACUACAUCAUCUCGAGACGACAGGGGUGGCGGAACGCACCGCCGACAGACGGGCAGCUCAAGUUCCUGAACAAGAUGCGCCCGGCGGAGGACCCGCUGACGGCUGCUGAUAUCACCAAGGGCAAGGCUGCAGAUAUGAUCACAAAGAUCAAGCAUGGUGCCCGAGGGCGCUUCUCGGACCUGCAGGCCACCAAGCGGAAGCAGGUCAAGCAGCAGACUGUAUGGGAGCAGGAAGCGCAGAGGAAACAAAGAGAGAAGGUCACCGUUGGUCCGCUUGAGAGAUGA